Messenger RNA from Leptosomus discolor (cuckoo roller), 6914 nucleotides. The record is from RefSeq and is a predicted model, not a curated record. Lineage: Eukaryota; Metazoa; Chordata; Aves; Leptosomiformes; Leptosomidae.
AUGCCCGGAAAGGACACACCAACUGCCUCUGCGAGAGCUGAAAAUCUGUGUUACAAGAGAUACGGGAUGGAAAUAGAUGGUAUAGACUACACUUAUGUUAAAUGGGUUUCAGCGGUGCUGGCAGCACAAGCCGAGCAAGUCACGGAGUACGAGAUUGUAGCUGUGGCUGCUGGUGGAGGAUGGCUGCUUGGGCAGGAUGGAGAAGAGCCUGUGACAGUGGUCUGUGAAACACAACAGGAGCUGACAAAUGCGGUUCCCACGUGCAGCAUCUUAGGGGGAAUUCAGGGACGCACGGAUUGGGAUAGCAGACAGAAGAACGGACGCAGUCCUCCUUGGAUGAUGGCCAUCGAAGAAGAGAGCUUAACCCUCGUGACCCCUCAGCGUUAUACUGGAUAUGACGUAGAUGGGAUGGAAUACUUAGCUGGUCAGUAUGCCAGGGUUUGGAUCCCUGAUCCAGAGGAGGUCUGGAAGUCAGCAGAACUUCUCAAAGAUUAUAAACCUGGAGAUAAAGUCCUCCAUCUUCGACUUGAAGGGGGCAAGGACCUAGAAUAUUGCCUAGAUCCAAAGACGAAAGAACUCCCGCCCUUGCGAAACCCUGACAUACUUGUUGGUGAAAAUGACCUCACAGCGCUCAGUUAUCUCCAUGAACCUGCCGUUUUACACAACCUCAAAGUUCGAUUUAUAGACUCUAAACUGAUCUAUACUUACUGUGGUAUCGUCUUAGUGGCCAUAAAUCCUUAUGAACAACUGCCUAUCUAUGGCGAAGAUAUCAUCAAUGCAUACAGUGGCCAAAAUAUGGGGGAUAUGGAUCCACAUAUCUUUGCGGUGGCUGAAGAAGCGUAUAAGCAGAUGGCCAGAGAUGAGCGAAAUCAGUCAAUCAUUGUCAGUGGGGAAUCUGGAGCUGGAAAGACCGUCUCUGCUAAGUAUGCCAUGAGGUACUUUGCCACAGUCAGUGGAUCUGCAAGUGAAGCCAAUGUUGAGGAGAAAGUCUUGGCCUCCAACCCCAUCAUGGAGUCUAUUGGAAAUGCCAAAACUACGAGGAAUGACAACAGCAGUCGCUUUGGGAAAUACAUUGAAAUUGGUUUUGAUAAGAGGUAUCGAAUCAUUGGUGCUAACAUGAGAACUUACCUCUUGGAAAAAUCGAGAGUGGUGUUUCAGGCAGAAGAGGAGAGAAAUUACCACAUCUUUUACCAACUUUGUGCCUCUGCAGCGUUACCUGAAUUUAAAACUCUACGAUUAGGGAAUGCAAAUUACUUUCACUAUACAAAGCAAGGUGGAAGCCCUGUGAUUGACGGUGUUGAUGAUGCUAAGGAAAUGGUAAACACCAGGCAGGCGUGCACUUUGCUAGGGAUUAGUGAUUCCUACCAGAUGGGAAUUUUUCGAAUCCUUGCUGGCAUCCUUCACUUGGGCAACGUGGAGUUUGCAUCUCGGGAUUCUGACAGCUGCACUAUUCCUCCCAAGCACGAACCCCUCACCAUCUUCUGUGACCUCAUGGGCGUGGAGUAUGAAGAGAUGGCCCACUGGCUUUGCCAUAGGAAGCUCGCAACUGCCACUGAAACCUACAUCAAGCCAAUUUCUAAACUUCAUGCCAUCAAUGCCAGAGAUGCACUCGCCAAACAUAUCUAUGCUAAUCUCUUUAACUGGAUUGUAGAUCAUGUAAACAAAGCCCUUCACGCUACUGUAAAACAGCAUUCUUUCAUUGGAGUGUUGGACAUUUAUGGAUUUGAGACAUUCGAAAUCAACAGCUUUGAACAGUUCUGUAUCAACUAUGCCAAUGAAAAACUGCAGCAGCAGUUCAAUAUGCAUGUCUUUAAGCUGGAACAAGAAGAAUAUAUGAAGGAACAAAUACCAUGGACCUUGAUUGAUUUCUACGACAAUCAGCCUUGCAUAAACCUCAUAGAGGCCAAAAUGGGAAUUCUGGAUCUGUUGGAUGAGGAGUGCAAGAUGCCAAAAGGCUCAGAUGACACUUGGGCCCAAAAACUAUAUAAUACUCAUUUGAAUAAAUGUGCCCUCUUUGAAAAACCACGUUUGUCAAAUAAGGCUUUUAUCAUCAAGCACUUUGCUGACAAGGUGGAAUAUCAAUGUGAAGGCUUUUUGGAAAAGAAUAAAGACACAGUUUAUGAAGAACAAAUUAAGGUCCUAAAAUCAAGUAAGAAGUUUAAGCUGCUACCAGAGUUAUUCCAGGACGAGGAGAAGGUCCUCAGUCCCACAUCAGCAACUCCUUCAGGGCGCGUGCCUUUGUCUCGAAUGGCUGUAAAACCAGCCAAGGCCAGGCCAGGUCAAGCCAGCAAGGAGCAUAAGAAAACGGUGGGACAUCAGUUUCGAAACUCUCUUCAUCUGCUGAUGGAAACCCUGAAUGCUACAACUCCACACUACGUGCGCUGUAUUAAGCCUAACGACUUCAAGUUCCCGUUCACAUUCGAUGAAAAGCGGGCAGUGCAGCAGCUGAGAGCUUGUGGUGUCCUGGAGACCAUCCGAAUCAGUGCAGCUGGCUUCCCCUCCAGGUGGACGUACCAAGAGUUCUUCAGCCGUUACCGUGUUCUGAUGAAGCAGAGGGAUGUUCUUAGUGACCGAAAGCAGACGUGUAAAAAUGUCCUGGAGAAGCUGAUUCUGGACAAGGAUAAGUACCAGUUUGGUAAGACAAAAAUAUUUUUCCGGGCUGGUCAAGUAGCCUAUCUGGAAAAAAUAAGGGCAGAUAAGCUGAGAGCUGCCUGUAUCCGCAUCCAAAAGACGAUCCGAGGCUGGCUGAUGCGAAAGAAGUACAUGCGUAUGAGGAAGGCUGCCAUCACCAUUCAGAGAUAUGUCAGAGGGUACCAGGCACGAUGCUAUGCCAAGUUCCUGCGGAGAACACGGGCUGCCAUCACUAUUCAGAAGUUCCAGCGCAUGUAUGUGGUCCGCAAAAGAUACCAAUGCAUGCGAGCUGCUACUAUUGCUCUUCAGGCUCUCUUAAGAGGUUACAUGGCCAGGAACAAGUACCACAUGAUGCUUCGGGAGCACAAGUCUAUUGUUAUUCAGAAACAUGUAAGAGGCUGGCUGGCUCGGGUGCACUACCAUAGGACCUUGAAGGCAAUUGUUUACUUGCAAUGCUGUUACCGGCGCAUGAUGGCCAAGAGGGAGCUAAAGAAACUGAAGAUAGAGGCCCGCUCUGUAGAACGCUACAAGAAGCUUCACAUUGGCUUGGAGAACAAGAUCAUGCAGCUGCAGAGAAAAAUUGAUGAGCAGAACAAAGAGUACAAAUCUCUUCUGGAGAAGCUGAGCAACCUGGAGAUCACGUACAGUACAGAGACAGAGAAGCUGCGGAGUGAUGUGGAAAGGCUGCGGAUGAGUGAGGAGGAGGCCAAGAACGCGACUAACCGCGUCCUCAGCCUUCAGGAGGAGAUUGCCAAGCUCCGGAAGGAGCUGCACCAAACUCAGUCUGAGAAGAAGACCAUUGAGGAAUGGGCAGACAACUACAAGCAUGAAACCGAGCAGCUGGUAUCGGAGCUGAAAGAGCAGAACACAUUACUGAAGACAGAAAAGGAUACCCGCCGCAUCCAUGAUCAGGCGAGGGAAAUAACAGAGAUGAUGGAGAAGAAGCUAGUGGAGGAAACCAAACAGCUAGAGCUAGAUCUGAAUGAUGAACGGUUACGGUACCAGAACCUGCUGAAUGAGUUCAGCCGUUUAGAGGAGCGGUAUGAUGAUCUCAAGGAUGAAAUGAACUUAAUGGUGAACAUCCCCAAGCCGGGACACAAAAGAACGGAUUCAACCCACAGUAGCAAUGAAUCUGAAUAUACUUUUAGCUCUGAGAUCACAGAAGCAGAAGACUUACCAGUGAGGAUGGAGGAACCAAGUGAGAAAAAGGCACCACUGGAUAUGUCUCUGUUCCUCAAGCUGCAGAAACGGGUUACAGAGCUGGAGCAAGAAAAGCAAUCCCUGCAGGAUGAACUGGACAGAAAGGAAGAACAGGCUCUCCGUGCUAAAGCUAAGGACGAUGAAAGGCCUCCAAUAAGAGGUGCAGAGUUGGAGUAUGAGUCGCUAAAGCGUCAAGAACUUGAAUCUGAGAAUAAAAAACUGAAGAAUGAGUUGAAUGAGCUGCAGAAGGCCCUCACAGAAACACGAUCUCCAGAGGUGACUGCUCCUGGUGCCCCUGCAUACCGAGUCCUCCUGGAUCAGCUGACUUCAGUCAGUGAAGAGCUUGAAGUCCGCAAGGAAGAAGUCCUCAUCCUGAGGUCUCAGCUUGUUAGCCAGAAAGAGGCUAUUCAACCCAAGGAGGAUAAGAAUACCAUGACAGAUUCUACAAUCCUGUUGGAGGAUGUACAAAAGAUGAAAGACAAAGGAGAAAUAGCACAGGCAUAUAUUGGACUGAAGGAAACAAACAGGCUGCUGGAGUCUCAGCUUCAGUCACAGAAGAAGAGCCACGAGAACGAACUGGAAUCGCUGCGAGGUGAGAUCCAAAGUCUGAAGGAAGAAAACAAUCGCCAGCAGCAGCUCUUAGCACAGAACCUGCAGCUGCCUCCAGAAGCCCGCAUUGAAGCCAGUCUACAGCAUGAGAUCACCCGGCUGACUAAUGAGAACUUGGAUUUAAUGGAGCAGCUUGAAAAGCAAGACAAAACUGUUCGCAAGCUAAAGAAACAGUUGAAAGUAUUUGCUAAGAAGAUCGGUGAACUUGAAGUUGGCCAGAUGGAGAACAUAUCACCUGGACAAAUCAUUGAUGAACCUAUUCGUCCAGUUAACAUUCCACGGAAAGAAAAGGACUUCCAAGGGAUGUUAGAAUAUAAGAAGGAGGAUGAACAAAAACUUGUCAAGAAUCUUAUUUUAGAGCUGAAACCACGUGGGGUAGCUGUUAACCUGAUUCCAGGACUACCAGCAUAUAUUUUGUUCAUGUGUGUACGCCAUGCGGAUUACCUUAAUGAUGAUCAAAAAGUGCGGUCAUUGUUGACUUCCACUAUCAAUGGCAUCAAAAAAGUGUUGAAGAAAAGAGGCGACGACUUCGAAACAGUGUCCUUCUGGCUAUCUAACACCUGCCGAUUUUUGCACUGUUUGAAGCAAUACAGCGGAGAAGAGGGGUUUAUGAAGCAUAAUACACCUCGUCAAAAUGAACACUGCCUCACUAAUUUUGAUUUAGCUGAAUACAGACAAGUACUGAGCGACUUGGCUAUUCAGAUCUACCAACAACUUGUCCGAGUGUUGGAAAACAUUCUGCAACCAAUGAUUGUUUCAGGAAUGCUGGAGCACGAGACUAUCCAAGGGGUCUCAGGGGUGAAACCAACAGGGCUGCGGAAGAGAACAUCCAGCAUUGCUGAUGAAGGAACCUACACUUUGGACUCCAUUAUUCGGCAGCUGAACUCUUUCCAUUCAGUGAUGUGUCAGCACGGAAUGGAUCCAGAGCUGAUCAAACAGGUUGUCAAGCAGAUGUUCUACAUCAUUGGGGCCGUAACGCUUAAUAAUCUUCUCCUGCGCAAGGACAUGUGCUCGUGGAGCAAAGGAAUGCAGAUAAGAUACAAUGUGAGUCAACUGGAAGAAUGGCUACGUGAUAAAAAUCUGAUGAAUAGUGGGGCUAAAGAAACACUGGAGCCCCUCAUCCAGGCUGCACAGUUGUUGCAAGUGAAAAAGAAAACGGAUGAAGAUGCAGAAGCCAUUUGUUCAAUGUGCAAUGCACUGACUACUGCCCAGAUUGUAAAAGUUCUGAAUUUGUAUACUCCAGUUAAUGAGUUUGAAGAGAGAGUCUUGGUAUCGUUUAUACGUACAAUACAGAUGCGUCUGCGAGACAGGAAGGACUCUCCUCAGUUGCUCAUGGAUGCUAAACACAUCUUUCCUGUUACUUUUCCAUUUAAUCCAUCCUCGCUGGCAUUAGAAACCAUUCAGAUCCCAGCCAGCUUGGGCCUGGGCUUCAUAUCACGUGUCUGAUUUGAAGGAUGUACUGCCAGUGUUAGGUGGAGAAUCAGUUGCCUGAUACCUGUACCCAUUAAAACACAGUGAGCUACUGAAAACACAUUUUCUGAACAAACAGUCGAUUUAUGCCCAGAUCUGUAGUAAAAGUAGCCGGAAAAUGACGUAACAGCACCACAGAUAGAAGGCUAAUAGAAAGAUGUGCAUAUGUUUUCAGUCAUUGCAUUUAUGAGGACAUCACUGAUUCAUACAUUUCCAGAAUAUGGAAAUCAGGCUUGAACAAAAAUUGUAUAUUCAGCUGCCUAGAGACAUUUUUAGAUCUUUAGUAACAUAUUUAAAUAGUGUAAAUUAAACUCCAUAUGUAAUCUUCUCAUAGGCAGGGACCAACAGGGACAGUCACAGUGCUGAAUGGGGAAGACUUGAAAGUAAGGCAUUUUGUAGUAGAAUACACAGUCACUUGGGAGCCUGUUACAUUUAGUUUGUAAAAACUGGAAUGGAGAAACACAAACUGGCAAUAUAUUAAAUGAUUUCUUAAACCACUUCCUUAUUUAUGUCAGUUUGACAUAAAUUCUAGUGAUAAGUCUUAUAGCUCACUAUAUGCUAUAACUUAGGUGUUCAUUUGUCAAUACUGUGGUUUACCAAGCAUACUAAAUUGCUGCUGUAUAUUGUGUUCUUCUAAAUGUAUGACAAAAUCAUUCUAAGCACUAAAAAUAAGAUACUUCACUUUUUGUUGUCGACCUUAUUUACAGUGAUGCAGUCUGUUACUUUAACUGGAUUUUUGCAAAUAACACCUGUAGAGGAAAAUGGUAACUAAGCACAAGUAGCACACUGGAAAUAACAUGUUUAGUUAUUUUUAAGAGUAGUUAGCUAAAAAUACAGAAUCUUGAAGCAAAUGAUCAGAAGUCAAUAAUGAUUUUAGUAUUUAUUUAGAUUUUGUAGUCUGUCUAAUGUUGUUCUUUCUUUGUAGACACCAGAGAGGACAGUGUGUAUUUUGAGUAUAAUCUCUUUUGUUUUGUUGCCACUUAAUAAAAAGGAAAAAAAAAAAA